AUACUAAACCCUUUUUGUUCGGGCCAUCCUUCUACCGUCUGUACUUACAGUUGCCGGCGUCCAGCCCUUACGCUGCCGCCGGUUCCAUAUCGUUGUUACAAGCGCUCCACCUGUUACCCUUCAAACUUAUCACUCGUUGGCACUUCCUUAACGACACACACUCCCACGUCAUUUCAUUCUACCACCUCAACGACACCCAAUCCCUCGUCAUUUUCUCCAUUCUCUUGUCCAGUAGUUUCCUAUCCCUCAUUUUCUUAUGGCGUUGGAUAAAGAAAGUCUCCAACAAGACUCUGUAAUCAAACGUUUCUACCGGAUUAUUCUUAGUUGGAAUUACAUUCAUCUUCUCAAGGAAUCCGAGAAACAGAGAAACAAUGGGAAGGCUAAUGGAUCAUCCUCGAAACUCGUUAAGGUCAAGAAUCAAUACAAAGAUGUUGAUGAUUAUAUUUCCACUUAUGAGCCACUUAUUUUUGAAGAAGCCAAAUCACAGAUUAUCCAAGGGAAAGAAGAAGAAGCGACUGAAUGGAAGUUAGGGGCUGUACAGAGUUACAGCAAGUCAGAUGACUUUCAUCUUCUAGAAUUUCCUUGUAAAAUAGAAGAGGGAGAAUCAAUAUCACAGAAUGAUCUGUUACUGAUAAAUAAAGAAAAGUUGCUGGAUGGCAAAAGUAAUGCGUAUGCCUUUGCUUUGGUGGAAAGCGUGCGGAGGUUUUCAGAAGAAAGACUUCUUGGAGUUAAACUCUAUCUAGCUGGAGAAUUCUCACAUUUUAAUACAGAUAAUGUGCAACCUUGCACAAGGCUGUUAAAUAUGUGUUCUCAUAUAUGUAAAACAGGGAGAGAAUUGUAUUUUGUGAAGAUGUGCAAUUUAUCUACCAUUGCUCGUGAGUAUGUGGCUAUACAAAUGAUAAACAGUCUCCCAUUCAAGGAUUUAAUAUUAAAUGCUGUUGGAGGGAAUUUUGGUGUAGAAGCCGAGGGUUGGAAAAUCCCAUUACCUCUGAAGGAGUAUGUUGAAAUUAGUUUCAAUCAAUAUCAACGUGAGGCCAUUACAGCUGGUUUAUCAUCAAAAGCCUUUGUCCUGAUACAGGGGCCUCCGGGUACUGGGAAGACUCAGACCAUACUUGGGAUUCUAAGUACCAUUUUACACGCAACUCCAACGAGAGUGCUUUCAAAGAACGGGACCUACGAGCAAAAGCAGGGGCAACAAUUACCAAUUGAGGAGAAAAAUAGACAUUGGAAACUGGCGUCUCCAUGGUUACAUGGAAUUAAUCCAAGGGAUAGUCUGAUGCCAAAAGACGGUGAUGAUGGUUUUUUCCCAACUACUGGAAAUGAAUUAAAACCGGAAGCUAUAAUCGCAACUCGAAAGUAUCGUGUAAGAGUUCUAGUAUGUGCCCCAUCGAAUUCUGCCCUUGAUGAGAUUGUGUUGCGGGUUCUUGGUGGAGGUAUCCAUGAUGAAAAUGACCGAGCUUAUUGCCCGAAAGUUGUGAGGAUUGGUCUCAAAGCACACCAUUCAAUCAAGGCUGUUUCCCUGGACGAACUUGUGAAAAAAAAACGUGCUAGUUCAAACAAAUCAACUGAGAAGCAGAGUAACGCAUCUGCUGGAAGCAAUGAUGACAGUAUCCGGGCUGCAAUUUUGGACGAGGCUACAAUUGUCUUCUCCACCCUCAGCUUUAGUGGUUCACAUGUUUUCAGUAAACUAAGUCGCAGUUUUGAUGUUGUGAUUAUAGAUGAAGCCGCACAAGCUGUGGAACCUGCUACUCUUGUUCCCUUGGCCAAUCAAUGCAAAAAAGUUUUUCUGGUUGGUGAUCCAGCUCAACUUCCAGCAACUGUAAUUUCGGAUGUUGCUAAGAAUCAUGGAUAUGGCACAAGCUUAUUUGAAAGACUGAAGCAGGCUGGUUAUCCAGUUAAAAUGUUGAAGACUCAAUAUCGAAUGCAUCCUGAGAUAAGAAGCUUUCCCUCUAGGGAGUUUUAUGAUAAUUCCUUGGAAGAUGGGGAUGGCGUCAAAUCACAGACUGUACGUGCAUGGCAUAAGUACCGUUGCUUCGGCCCAUUCUCUUUCUUUGAUAUACACGAGGGAGAAGAAGCUAAGCCAUCUGGGAGUGGUUCAUGGAUAAAUGUUGAGGAAGUUGAUUUUGUCCUAUUCUUGUAUCAAAAAUUGGUAACACUUUAUCCGACACUCAAGUCAGGUAACCAAGUUGCAAUUAUAUCACCCUAUAGUCAACAAGUCAAGCUCUUCCAACAACGUUUCGAAGAGACUUUUGGUGUGUCAGCAGAGAAAGUAGUGGAUAUAUGUACCGUUGAUGGUUGCCAGGGACGUGAAAAGGAUGUUGCAAUAUUUUCAUGUGUCAGAGCAAGCAAAGAAAGAGGAAUAGGAUUUCUGGAGGACAUCCGACGAAUGAAUGUUGGGAUCACUAGAGCAAAGUCUGCAGUGUUGGUUGUUGGGUCUGCCUCAACAUUGAGGAGGAGUGUACAAUGGAACAAGCUUGUGGAAAGUGCUGAGGAAAGAAACUGUUUGUUCAAAGUGUCAAAACCAUAUCCCUCAUUUUUAAGUGAUGAAAAUCUGGAAUCCAUGCUAGCAAUGAUGGAUGAACUACCUCAGGCAACGGGGCAUGAUGAUGUAGUAGAAAAUAAUGCACCGAUUGUGGAGGCUGACGACAACGAUUAUGGAGAUGGCGAUGUUGACAUGGGUGAUGGGGGUGGUGAUGAUGAUUAGGAUUAGUAUUAGUUAGUUAUUUUUAUUUGUAUAGAUGAGCAGAAAGGUGCUAUUUAUGACUGUUUUUCAGGACUAGGAAUAUUGUAAACUGAAUUAAACUCAAUACCAAUCAAUGAGAAUAUUAGUUAGUCAUCAUUGUUGCAAAAAUGGAAAUAAAAAUUUGCUCCUUUUGAUGACUCUUCCUACUCAA
Molecule: messenger RNA, 2894 nt
Organism: Cicer arietinum (chickpea)
Lineage: Eukaryota; Viridiplantae; Streptophyta; Magnoliopsida; Fabales; Fabaceae
Product: probable helicase MAGATAMA 3
Molecular function (GO): helicase activity
Source: RefSeq, a predicted model, not a curated record